AUGGGAAGCAAUAUUGUAAGAGAGAAAGUGAAGCUUCUUGUGGCAUUACUUGCACUGCAAUUCUGCUUUGCAGGAUUUCACAUUGUAUCAAGACUUGCACUAAACAUUGGUGUUAGCAAAGUUGUUUACCCUGUAUAUAGAAAUCUAAUUGCUUUGAUUUUGUUGACCCCAUUUGCCUAUCUAUUAGAGAAGAAUCAAAGACCAUCUCUUACACUAUCUUUAUUGGUUCAGUUCUUCCUAUUAGCAUUAUUGGGGAUCACUGCAAACCAAGGCUUUUACUUGUUGGGAUUAUAUUAUGCUUCUCCAACUUUUGCUUCUGCAAUGCAAAACUCAGUUCCUGCUAUCACUUUUAUCUUGGCCUUAACUUUAAGGCUUGAGAAAGUGAACAUGGCAAGGAGAAAUGGAUUAGCAAAAGUUAUAGGAACCAUUGCAAGUGUUGGUGGUGCUACUAUUAUUACUCUAUACAAAGGUCCUCCUCUUCUUCACUUACAAAGCCAUCAAACACUUGGAGAUCAUAAUUCUGAAGAAAUGCAACAAAAUUGGAGAUGGGGUUGCAUAUACUUGCUUGGACAUUGUUUUUCAUGGGCUGGUUGGAUGGUUUUUCAGGCUCCUGUGGUGAAGAAGUAUCCAGCGAAACUUUCGCUCACGGCGUUCACAUGCUUCUUCGGAUUGAUCCAAUUCUUGAUCAUAGCAGCCUUUGUAGAAACUGACUUGAGAAAUUGGAAGAUAGUAUCAUUACAAGAGCUUUUCCUCAUUCUAUAUUCUGGAAUUGUAUCAUCUGCAAUUGUCAUCUUUCUUCAAACAUGGUGUAUCCAAAAGGGUGGCCCUGUGUUUGUUGCUGCCUUUCAGCCGUUGCAAACAGUCCUAGUAGCUCUCAUGGCAGCAAUAAUUCUUGGUGAUCAGUUAUACUCUGGAGGGGUUAUUGGUGCAAUCCUCAUUGUGCUUGGUCUCUACUUAGUCCUAUGGGGAAAAACCAGUGAAAAGAACAUUACUGAGCCACCAUCAUCAUUAACAAAGCCCUUGUUGCUCAAUGAAGAGGAAGAGAUUAAAGUUGAUGAUGCAGCUUCAAAAGACAUACCAUGAGAAUGAGAGAGCGCGGUAUCUGAACCACCAAAUCAAUGGUUAUUUGGUUAACAACUUAGCAUCAACAAUAUUGUUAUCACAUAAUUAUAUCUUAUCACAUGUUGGCUGGCUAAGCUGGAAUAUUAAUACUUC
Messenger RNA from Arachis stenosperma, 1215 nucleotides. Its product is annotated as WAT1-related protein At3g18200-like. Gene Ontology annotation, molecular function: transmembrane transporter activity. The transcript has 7 exons. Gene Ontology annotation, cellular component: plasma membrane. The record is from RefSeq and is a predicted model, not a curated record. NCBI's taxonomy places the organism in Eukaryota, Viridiplantae, Streptophyta, Magnoliopsida, Fabales, Fabaceae. Bases 1 to 1083 code for a protein of 360 amino acids.